This is a messenger RNA of Capronia epimyces CBS 606.96, 792 nucleotides long. RefSeq names its product peroxiredoxin (alkyl hydroperoxide reductase subunit C). The coding region runs from base 1 to 792 and encodes 263 amino acids. Gene Ontology annotation, molecular function: thioredoxin peroxidase activity. Gene Ontology annotation, cellular component: mitochondrion; cytosol. Gene Ontology annotation, biological process: cellular response to oxidative stress; cellular oxidant detoxification; cell redox homeostasis. The record is from RefSeq and is a predicted model, not a curated record. The transcript has a single exon. Lineage: Eukaryota; Fungi; Ascomycota; Eurotiomycetes; Chaetothyriales; Herpotrichiellaceae.
AUGGCUUCAGCAGUCUCUCGAUCCUUCCUGCGCUCGUUCAGGCCAGCUGUACGGUCCGGGCCUGUCGCUACCCUGCGAUCACACCCCUCCCCACUCAUGAAAGUCUGCCGCGGGUAUGCCACUACUGCCGAACAACAGCCUCAUCUGCGUCUCGGGGUCACUGCGCCAAAUUUUCAGGCAAAGACUACACAUGGCGACAUCGACUUUCAUAAAUAUAUCGACAAUUCCUGGGCAAUCUUGUUCAGUCACCCGGCCGAUUUCACCCCGGUCUGCACAACGGAACUUGGGGCGUUUGCAAAGUUGAAGGAUGAGUUCGAAAAGAGAGGGGUCAAGAUGAUCGGGCUGAGCGCCAACGAUCUGAGCAGUCACGCCGAGUGGAUCAAAGAUAUCAACGACAUUGCGCAGACGAACUUGCAGUUCCCCAUAAUCGCGGAUGCUGAUCGGAAGGUGGCGUACCUGUACGAUAUGGUUGACCAGCAGGACUUGACGAACAUCGAUCAGAAAGGCAUUGCUUUUACAAUUCGGAGUGUGUUCAUCAUUGAUCCGGCCAAGAAGCUUCGGUUGAUCAUGCUUUAUCCGGCGUCGGUUGGCCGGAACACUGCCGAAGUUCUUCGAGUUAUUGACAGCUUGCAAACGGGCGACAAGAAGGGGGUUACUACACCCGUUGACUGGCAAGUCGGCGACGAUGUGAUUGUUCCACCCACCGUUUCCACGGCAGAUGCGCAGAAGAAAUUCACAGAUGUUCGUGAGGUCCGGCCGUACCUUCGGUUCACCAGUGGCAACACGAAAUGA